Schistocerca piceifrons (Central American locust) is the source of this 4834-nucleotide messenger RNA. RefSeq names its product DNA-directed RNA polymerase I subunit RPA1 (gene RpI1). Gene Ontology annotation, cellular component: RNA polymerase I complex. The record is from RefSeq and is a predicted model, not a curated record. Gene Ontology annotation, molecular function: DNA binding; DNA-directed RNA polymerase activity. The transcript has 29 exons. Lineage: Eukaryota; Metazoa; Arthropoda; Insecta; Orthoptera; Acrididae. Bases 169 to 4674 code for a protein of 1501 amino acids. Gene Ontology annotation, biological process: DNA-templated transcription.
UUCGAAAACAGAUGCCAUGUGUUGAUGUGUGAGAUUUGUUGUGGAGGCGCCAGUGUACAUGUUUAAGCGAAGUGCUUUACGAACUGAGAUGUGAUUCAUUUUAAGUGCAAGGUGUAAAGUUAUUGAAGUAGAGAAUCGUGCUUUGAUUAAUUAGAUUUACGUGUCAAAAUGAGUGGUGGAUAUAUUGAUGCCAGUAGUGUUAUUUUCUCCUUAUACUCAUCGGAGGAUGUAAGAAAAUUGAGUGUUCUUCAAAUUACUAACCCAAAUUCAUUUAAUUUGUUGGGACAUCCACUGCAAGGCAGCCUUUAUGAUCCAGCUUUGGGUCCUGUACAUGAGAAAGCCGGACCCUGUGCAACGUGCCUGAGAAAUGUUUUCAACUGUCCAGGACAUUUUGGUUAUAUAGAACUACCUUUGCCCGUAGUCAAUCCAUUGUUCAGCAAAAUGAUUUACCAGAUUUUAAGAAUGUCUUGUCUUUCAUGCCAUGCUCUUCAGAUUCAAGGUUCUGUGAGACACACACUCAUUGCACAACUUAGGCUCUUGGAUGCUGGUUUCAUCACAGAAUGUCAAGAGCUGGAGACACAGCUGAGCAUGGGUCUGGAUACAAAAGAGUCAACUAGUGGAGUGAGCCAUGAUGUGAUGGUGAAAGAAAAAAUUGAAAACUAUGUGGAGAAUGUUUUGUCAGGUGAAAAAAAAGUAGGUAGUAAAAAGAGUAAAAAUGUUGAAGCGAUAAGAAAUAGUUAUCUUCAAGCUGUAGCGACUAAUGUGAAGUCGAACAAAUGCAUUUCUUGUCAAGCACCAAUUAGGAGGAUUAUUUAUAUCCAUCGACGAUUUAUGACAACAGUGCAAAAGGUUGAUGUUGCUCCAAAAUUUGUCGCGAAAGGAGAGCUUGCAGAUGUGAGAGAAAGAGGAAAAUCAAACAUAGUCAUGAUGAUGCCUGAUGAAUGCAGGACACAUCUACGAGAGAUCUGGGUUGAAGGACAAGAUUUCAUCACAGCAGUAAUUCCAGCUCUCAAAGACUCAGCAUUACUUCACCCUACUGACAAUUUGUUCAUUGAUGUGGUACCAGUUCCACCACCAAAAACAAGACCUGUAAGACAAAUCAUGCUUUUAGAAUAUGCUGUUUCUGUAGAACAUGAGGAUGGCUCCAUAAGCAGAAUCAGUGCUCAAGACGCAGCACAACGUGAAAAUAUAGCAAAACGUCUGCUAACACCGGUUGAAAAAUCUGGCUCAUUCAAAGGUGUAAAAUAUGUGCACAGGCAUCUGCACAAUGGUGACAUUCUUCUCAUGAACCGUCAACCAACAUUGCACAGGCCUAGUAUAAUGGCACAUAAAGCCCGUGUUUUGAAGAGGGAAAAAACAUUUAGAUUACAUUACAGUAAUUGUAAGGCCUACAACGCUGACUUUGAUGGUGAUGAAAUGAAUGCACAUUUUCCACAAAAUGAACUAGCUCGCAGUGAAGCCUACAAUUUAGCCAGUGUACCUCAUCAGUAUCUUGUGCCUAAAGAUGGCUCACCAUUGGCUGGAUUGAUACAGGACCAUGUUAUUGCUGGUGUGAAAUUAUCCUUGAGAGGAAGAUUUUUUACCAGAGAGGAUUAUUGUCAAAUGGUGUAUCAAGCAUUUCCUCGUAUAGCAUCAGAAAUCAAGCUGCUGCCUCCAGCAAUAAUUAAACCGAUACCUCUUUGGUCCGGCAAACAGAUAUUCUCAACAAUCAUCAUGAAUAGUACCCCAAAGGGAAGGCCAUCUAUUUAUCUGGAGUCUACAGCAAAAAUAGGUGCUAAGGCUUGGCAAAGUGUAAAACCAAGACGAUGGAAAGCUGGAGGUACUGAGUUUACGAACCCAAUUGUCAUGUCAGAAUCGGAAGUAGUGAUACAUAAUGGUGAACUGCUGUCUGGAGUGCUUGACAAAACACAUUAUGGUGCAUCAAGAUAUGGCCUUGUCCAUUGUGUUUAUGAGUUGUAUGGCGGUGUAUGUGCAAGUAAGCUACUUAGCUCCUUUACCAAACUGUUUACAUCAUUUAUGCAAAGGGAAGGCUUCACACUAGGCAUUGAAGACAUCUUAGUUGUAGAGGAAGCAGACAGGCAAAGGACGGCCAUCAUACAAGAAUGCAGAAAGGUUGGUUUAAAAGCUGUAGCAGCAGCACUUAACAUUACUGAUGAAGAGCCAGACAAAGAAGAGGUGAAAGAAAAGCUUCUUAAAGUUUAUGGAGAUCGAAAUGCUAAAUGGAGAACACUUAUUGACAGAGCUUAUAAACGUCAGUUGGAUAACUUCACAAACAACAUCAACGGGGCAUGUCUUCCAUCAGGUUUGCUGCAGAAGUUUCCCAUGAAUAACUUGCAGUUAAUGGUGCAGUCGGGUGCCAAAGGAUCCACAGUAAAUACUAUGCAAAUUUCAUGUCUUCUGGGACAGAUAGAAUUGGAAGGAAAGCGUCCGCCAUUAAUGGUGUCAGGAAAGUCACUUCCGAGUUUCCUGCCAUUUGAUAUGAGCCCACGUGCUGGAGGUUUCAUAGACGGCCGAUUCAUGACAGGCAUACAGCCGCAGGAAUUUUUCUUCCAUUGCAUGGCUGGUAGAGAGGGUUUAAUUGACACUGCUGUGAAGACAAGUAGAAGUGGGUAUUUACAGAGGUGCGUGAUUAAACACUUGGAAGGACUUAUGGUACAUUACGAUCUUACAGUCAGAGACAGUGACAAAUCUGUGAUUCAGUUCUAUUAUGGUGAAGAUGGAAUGGACAUCAUGAAGGCCCAAUUUUUGAAUGAGAAACAGAUAGGUUUUCUAGCACAGAACAGUAAAGCUGUUAUGAAUAAACCAGUUUUACAGAAAUGGAAGGAAUUAGAAAAUGAAACACCUACAAAACUUGUCGAAGAAGCUAAAAAGAAUAUUCCCAAAUGGGUGUACAGAGCAGCAAAAUCUGCAACAAAAACUGAGUGGAGAGAAAUAAACAAAGUAUGUCCGAGGACAAUAACCUCUCAGUACAGACCAGACGAAGCCUUAGGUGCCCUAACAGAACGCAUGGAAAGUCUUAUUUUGCAUUAUUUGGACAACAGACCAAGGUGCUCACAUCGACAAAUCAAGAAAAAGGAAAUAAAGAAUAUGAUCUACUUGAAGUCAAUGGAAGCACUGUGCCCUCCUGGAGAACCUGUAGGUGUUAUUGCAGCUCAGUCAAUAGGGGAACCAUCCACUCAGAUGACACUGAACACAUUUCAUUUCGCUGGUAGAGGUGAAAUGAAUGUAACACUAGGAAUACCAAGACUGCGUGAAAUUUUAAUGAUGGCUUCCAAAAAUAUACACACUCCAUCAAUGGAAAUACCUUUCCGAACUGGACUGAAAAAUGUUGAAGCAAAAGCUGAAAAACUACGAAGAUUACUGAAAAGAACAACUUUGGCAGAUGUCCUCCAGUACAUAAGUGUGAAAGAUUGUCUUGACAUCUCAAGAGCAAGGCGCAGGAUAUAUACAUUGAAAUUUCAGUUUCUUCCAUAUUCAGCAUACAAGGCAGAAACAAUAAUCAAACCUCACGAUAUUCUACAGUAUUUUGAGAAAACCUUCAUUUCUAACUUAUUCAAUGCCAUAAGGAAGGCAGCAAAAUACACAGGGAAAUUAUUAGGUGUCCAAACAGGGACACGUGGUGGUGGAAAAGACAAAGCAGGUGCUGAAGAUGAGGAACAACCUGAAGUUGAUGAGGAUGCACAGCGUAUGGCUAAUAUUGCAAAAAGAUCUGCUGUUGGAGAAGAGCAUGAAAGCUCUGAUGAGGAACCUGAGGGAGAUGAUGAUGAUGCUACCAUGGCAAGAUCAAGAGGUCGACGUAAUGAAAAUCAGGAUUAUGAUGAACCUGAAGAAGAGGAGGAAGCUUUCAUUAGAGAAGACUCAGAAGAUGAAGGAAUAGAUAAUGAAGGAGCUGAAGAAGAUGCUGUUGAUGGGGCAAAUGAAGAGGAGGCAGAUGAUGAUCAGGUCAAGGAGUCAAAAACCACCCCCAAUUUUAAAAUCGAUUCUGCAAGUAUUGAACAGAGACGAGCAUCUGUCAUUGGAGCAAAUAAUUUUGUUAUGGAUUACACAUUUGACACUGUGCACGAAUCAUGGUGUGAACUAAAAUUUGGGAUUCCAUUAAGUAUCAAGAGAGUUAAUUUAUCAAACAUUUUGAAAACAGAGGCCCCAAAGGCUGUUGUGUGGGAAGUUCCAAAUAUCAAACGGGCAUUUACGUUUGUUGCUCCAGACACACAGAGGCUGAUACUAAAGACAGAUGGAAUGAACAUAGAAGGAAUAGCAAAAUACGACAACAUUUUGGAUUUAAAUCAUCUGUAUUCAAAUGACAUUUAUCAAGUUUCACAGAAAUAUGGCAUAGAAGCAGCCAGGAUUAUCAUAGUAAAGGAAGUAAAGGAUGUUUUUAAAAUGUAUGGUAUUGAUGUAGACAGUCGGCAUCUUCUUUUGGUUGCUGAUUAUAUGACAUUUGAUGGAACAUUUAAACCACUUAGUCGCAGAGGAAUGGAAGAUAGUUGUUCACCGCUACAGCAGAUGUCUUUUGAGUCAUCAUUAAACUUCAUCAGGCAUGCUGCUUUGCAAGGUAAACGAGAUGAACUGGAGUCUCCAUCAUCCCGCAUCAUGGUUGGUCGUCCGUGUCGAUCUGGCACUGGUGCCUUCUCCUUACUACACAAAUUGGACAUUCCUGAAGAUUUUACUUUGUGAUUUUUUGUUGAUAUGUUAUCACUUAUCAAGUAGCUGUGAUUUCCACCAAUUUGACACAGUCUACAGAGUGUGAUUUUAUCUUCUGUGUAUUCAUGCAGAAAAUCCCAUGAAAAUACUGUAUACAGUUGCUGUUUUUGUACAAACUAAACACAUUGUACAU